AUGGAGGCCAGAAACAAGCAAGGGGAAUUGUACAAGAAAUCGACCGUCGUAUCGUACAGAUACGGUUUACAGCGCCACCUAGAAAUGCACAGAACAGUUGAUAAAGUGGACAUUACUAAAGAUGAUGAGUUUGCGACAGCAAACAAUGCAUUCGAAUCUGUUGGAAAGGAGUUGAAGCGCCAGGGAAAGGCAGCCAUUGAACACCAUCCAUCUAUAUCUGAUAAUGACUUACAGAAGGUGUAUGAUUACCUCAUGAGUCACGAUAGUGCUAUAUAUCUCCAGUAUAAGGUCUUCCUUGACAUCAUGCUCCAUUUUGGAAGGCGAGGACGAGAAAAUCUGGCAUGUCUCACACGAAAAGACUUUGCUGUCACCACAGACGAAGAAGGCCUGCGAUACGUAUAUAUGACAAGGGAUUUUGCGACCCAAAAUCACCAAGAUGAUAAUCAGAAAUUUUCAGAUGGAAGGAUCAUAUGUAACUGUAUUUACAACAUUUUAGACAGUGAAAGAUGUCCAGUGAAGUCCUUUGUCAAGUACCUAAGGCGCCUCAACCCACUCUGCACAGCCCUGUCAAGGCAAGUACCAAUCGGAGGCAGCUAAUUUGACAAUGUCAAAGUGGGACACAACAAACUCGGAACCUUCAUGAGUAUUAUCAGUAAGGAAGCAGGUUUGUCGAGAGUAUAUAGGAAUCACUCGUGCCGGGCAACUACAGUACAUGUUCUGGAUGAGGCUAACAUUCAUUCUCGGCAUAUUAUGACAAUAACAGGACACAGGAGUGAAACAUCUUUAAAAACAUACACUGGAAAAACCAGCAAUUCUCUACCAAAUAUAUGA
Messenger RNA from Mercenaria mercenaria, 831 nucleotides. RefSeq lists its product as uncharacterized. Gene Ontology annotation, molecular function: DNA binding. Gene Ontology annotation, biological process: DNA recombination; DNA integration. Lineage: Eukaryota; Metazoa; Mollusca; Bivalvia; Venerida; Veneridae. The record is from RefSeq and is a predicted model, not a curated record.